AUUUUUGAAUGUCCAACCUUUUACCCCCAAAUAGCAGGGGAUAUGCGCAUUCGACAGAAGUAUUUUGUUACACUUGGCUGUUCUUUCUCUGCGCUAGAAUUUUGUAGACUGUAAUCCAGAAAGGCAUGUUGAUUACUUUGGUAUUGAUAGUAGUCGCCAACGUUCAGUUCUGUGCUUAUGGAAGAGAAAUUUUCGAUAUAAGUCAUGCAUACAGGGAUGAUAUGCCGGUGGGCGACUCAGCCGAGGGGCUAGGAAAUCCCCUAAAACUUAUUGCAAGUAUGAAGAAUGGCUCGGAUUACAAUUUCUCAGAGAUGAAGAUGAUCGUACACACCGGCACUCACGUUGACUCCCCUGCUCAUUUCUAUCAGGAGUAUUAUGAAGCUGGCUUGGACGUAGAUACCCUCGAUCUUUAUCUUCUCAACGGUCCUGCACUAGUUGUGGAUGUUCCUAGAGACACAAACAUCACUGCAAAGGUGAUGGAGGGUCUUAAUAUUCCAAGAGGCAUCCAACGUGUGAUUUUUAGGACAUUAAACACUGAUAGGGCAUUCUACUCACAGGGAAGGGCGAUCAUCUUUCUGGAACAGCAACCUUGGCCAUACGACCCCUAUUGGUACAACACUCUACAUCCUAUGUACAGGCGUCUCAUGUGGAAACGAGAGUUUGAUUCGAGCUUUGUUGGCUUCAUGGAAGAUGGUGCCCAAUGGCUUGUAGACAACACACGCAUUAAACUUGUUGGAAUAGACUAUCUCUCUGCUGCGGCCUAUGUUCACUCUACUUCUGCCCAUUUGGUAUUCCUUAAAAACAAGGAUAUCAUUCUGGUGGAAGGCCUGAAACUAGAUGAUGUUGAAUUGGGCAUAUAUUCCCUGCAUUGCCUUCCCCUCAGAUUACUGGGAGCUGAGGGGUCACCUGCACGGUGUAUCUUAAUAAGAUGAUGUUUAUCAUGUUAUUAUCAAAGUUUAAGUGUAUCCGUAAAUAUGAUUUUCACUUUUGAUGCUUUAAGUCGUUGAGCCCAGGCUUCAGGAAAGGGUUUAUUGUAUUCCUAAUCUGUAAUUUGAAAAUCUUACAAAGUUUUAGUAGAAUAUCCCUAUUUUGUGGCAAGUAUGGCAGAAGCUAUAUGACUGAAUUUACUUAUUUUAUAGUUCAACAAUUUAAAUUA
Molecule: messenger RNA, 1156 nt
Organism: Cryptomeria japonica (Japanese cedar)
Lineage: Eukaryota; Viridiplantae; Streptophyta; Pinopsida; Cupressales; Cupressaceae
Product: cyclase-like protein 3
Exons: 7
Coding region: 126-932 (268 amino acids)
Molecular function (GO): arylformamidase activity
Source: RefSeq, a predicted model, not a curated record